AUGAGUGUUAUACCACAAGAUGCUCAUGAAGCAUUAAUACAAUUAUUACAAAACUUGUCAUCAUCAGAUAAUAAUAUUAGAUCACAAGCUGAAAAAGUCUUGGAUCAAGAUUGGUCAGUUAAAACUAAUGUUGAAAUUUUAUUGGUAUUUUUAGCUGAACAAGCUACGCAAGGUAUAAAUGAUACUAUAAGACAAUUUGCAUCAGUUUUAUUUAGACGUAUUGCAAUAAAAUCGCCAAAAGAAUUGUCAAGUGUUACAGAUAGAACAAUAGGUGUUAUAAGUGAACCAGCAAAACAACAAAUUAGAUCUAUAUUACUAAAUGGUUUUACAUCUCAACAAUCAAAUCAAGUUAGACAUAAAUUAUCAGAUGCUAUAUCUGAAGUUUCAAAAGAAGAUGCAUCACCAUCAGGUACAUGGAAUGAAUUAAUUCCAGCCUUAUUUGAAGCCACAAAAGCUCAAGAUCCAAGUUUUAGAGAAUCUGCAUUUAGAGUUUUUUCAUCAUCACCUGAAUUAAUUGAUAAAACUUAUAUAAAUGAUGUUUUACCUAUAUAUAAUGCUGGAUUUGAUGAUUCAAAUGACGAUGUACGUAUUGCUGCUUGUACUGCUUUCGUUGCAUUUUUCAGAGAAUUACCAAAAAGUCAUUGGCAAACAUUAUCACCAUUAUUACCAAAUUUAUUAAAUUCAUUACCAAGAUUUUUACAAAAUGGUCAAGAUCAAGCUUUGGCAUCUGUAUUGGAAGCUUUAAUUGAUUUAGUUGAAUUAGCUCCAAAAAUGUUUAAAGAAAUGUUCCCAACUAUUAUUGAAUUUUGUGCAGCAGUUUCAAAAAAUAAAGAAUUGGAAUCAAAUACAAGAAUGGCUUCAUUAGAAUUAUUAACUACAUUUGCUGAAGUUUCACCAACAAUGUGUAAAUCAACUCCAUCAUAUACAAAAGAAGUUGUAUUAAUUACAUUGUCUAUGUUGACUGAAGUUUGUAUCGAUGAUGAUGAUGCAGCUGAAUGGAAUAAUAAAGAUGACAGUGAGGAUGAUGACGAUGAACCAGAAUAUGAUGCUGCUAGACAAGCUUUAGAUAGAGUUGCUUUAAGAUUAAAUGGUCAAGCAUUAGCAGCUCCAUUAUUUCAAUUUUUACCAAGUAUGGUUCAAUCAUCAAACUGGAGAGAACGUCAAGCUGCUUUAAUGGCACUAUCAUCAGCAGCUGAAGGAUGUUCAGAUGUUUUAAUGAAUGAAAUUUUUAAAAUUUUAGAUAUGAUUUUACCUUUAUUAAAUGAUGAUCAUGCAAGAGUUCAAUAUGCAUGUUGUAAUGCUUUAGGCCAAAUUUCAACUGAUUUUGCUGAUUUAAUUCAAAAAACUGCUGGUAAUAGAAUUUUACCUGCAUUAAUUUCAAAAUUAACAAAUAAAUCAGUUCCAAGAGUUCAAGCACAUGCAGCUGCUGCUUUAGUUAAUUUUUCAGAAGCUGCACAAAAAGAUGUUUUAGAACCAUACCUUGAUGAUUUAUUAAAUAAUUUGUUAACUUUAUUACAAUCACCAAAAAGAUAUGUUCAAGAACAAGUUUUAACAACAAUUGCUAUAAUUGCAGAUGCAGCAAAGAAAACAUUUAUUAAAUAUUAUGACACUUUAAUGCCUUUAUUAACCAAUGUCUUAAAAACUGAUAUGGGUGAUCAAAAUAGAUUAUUAAAGGCAAAAUGUAUUGAAUGUUCAACAUUAAUUGCAUUAGCUGUUGGUAAAGAAAAAUUUGCACCACAUGCACAAGAUGUAAUUCAAUUAUUUGCUCAUAUUCAAGAAACUGCAACUCAAGAUGAUGAUCCAGUUAAAAAUUAUUUAGAACAAGCUUGGGGAAGAAUAUGUAGAGUUUUAGGUUCAGAGUUCUUACCAAUAUUACCAUCAGUUUUACCACCAUUAAUGAAAACUGCAAAAGCAACUCAAGAUGUUUCAUUAUUGGAAGAAGAAGAAGCUGAAGAAUAUAAUUCAAAUGAAGAAUGGGAUGUUAUAAAUUUAGCAGGUAAAUGGAUUGCUGUUCAUACUGCUGCAUUAGAUGAUAAAGUAUCAGCUAUGGAUUUAUUAAGAACUUAUGCUGUACAUUUAAAAGGUGAUUUUUAUCCAUGGGUUAAAGAAAUUGUUGAAGAGAUUGCUAUACCUGGUUUAGAUUUUUAUUUACAUGAUGGUGUUAGAGGCUCUGCAGCUUUAACAUUAGCUUCAUUAUUAAGAUGUACUAUAGCUGCAACUGGUAAUAAUUCACAAGAUACAUUAAUACUUUGGUCAAAAAUUUGUAAUAAAUUAACUCAAACUUUAAAUCAAGAACCAGUUCCAGAAUUAUUGGUUGCUUAUUACGCAGCAUUAAUUGAAUCAAUAACAGUUUUAGGUCCAAAUACUAUAUCAGGAACACAAUUACAAGAAUUAGCAAAAGCUAUGAAUGCAAAUAUGAUUGAAAUUUAUGAAAGAAUAAAAGCAAGAGAUAAUGAAGAUGACGAAUAUACAGAAGAUGUCGAAGAAGAUGAAGAAGAAUAUACUGAUGAAGAAUUAUUAGAUGAAAUUAAUAAAGCAUUUUCAGUUAUAUUCAAAAAUGUCAAAGCAAACUUUUUAGAAAAUAUUCAAGUUUUAAUACCUACUUUAUCAUUAUUCAUAGCUGAAGAAAAUACAAUAGUAAAAUUAUGUGGGUUAUGUAUGGUUUGUGAUAUUCUUGAACAUGGAGGUCAAAAUUCAAUAAUGUAUAAAGAAGUAUACCUUAAUGUUAUAGCAUCAAAUUUAACAUCAUCACAUGCUGGUGUACGUCAAGUCUGUUCAUAUGCAGUUGGAGUUGCUGCACAAUAUGGUGGUGAUGAAUAUGCUGAAUUAUGUUUAGCUUGUUUAGAACCAAUGUUUAAGAUGGCUUCAGUACCAGAUGCAAGAGCAGAUGAAAAUGUUCAUGCAACUGAAAAUUCAGUUUCUGCAAUUGCAAAAGUUUGUCAUAGAUUUUCUUCAUCAGUUCCUAAUUUAGAUGCUAUUAUUGAACAAUGGAUAACAUUAUUACCAAUUGUUCAAGAUGAAAGUGCAGCUCCAUUUGCUUAUAUAUUUUUAUGUGAAUUAAUUGAUAAUCAUCAUUCUUCAAUUGCUAAAAAUAUACCAAAAGUUGUUGAUUCAGUUGUACAAGCAUUAGCAAAUGCUUCAAUAUCAGGUAAAACUGCUGAUAGAGCUGUUAAUUCAACAAGACAAUUAUUAAGUUCUAUUCCACAUCAAGAAGCUGUUGCUUUACUACAAAAGAAUCAAUCUGAUAUAGAUAUAGUUCAAAAAUACUUUUCAUAA
Molecule: messenger RNA, 3276 nt
Organism: Insectozyma verbasci
Lineage: Eukaryota; Fungi; Ascomycota; Pichiomycetes; Serinales; Debaryomycetaceae
Source: the annotation of a GenBank genome assembly